AUGAAUCCUUCAGAAUCAGAAGAAGACGUACGCGAAGAACAGAAUGAUAUCUGGGAUGACUCAAAGUUGGAACAUGCAUACGACAAGGCUCUAUCAAUUGCAAGUGAUGAAGUGGCAAAACGUUUUGCUAUGUCAACUAAUACACAGUUUAAGAACGAAUCCAGCACAGAAAAAGAUCAUACAGAAGAAAACAAGGUUGAGCCAUCCCAAACGAGUGGGGCGAAAAAUCCACGUAAAAAAGUGAUACAGUGGAAAGCUGGUAUGGCAUGCCGAGCAAUAUAUGAGGGAGAUGAGCAGGAGUACGAGGCGUUUAUAGAAAGCCUGAUCAGCGACACAGAAUGUGUUGUAAGAUUCUUAGGCUAUGAUAACUCGGAGAUAGUGUCAAUAAGCACAUUGAAGCCGUCUUUGGUCAGUCGCCGGAUAAUAUGGAGUGCAGCGACGUUUGCCACUAGCGCUGGUAGCGCAGAAAGGUCAUUCAGGAAAAAGAAAGCACAGAAGAAGAAGAAGAACCAAGGAAUGUCAAACUAUUUGCCAGAAAUGGGCUUAGGGCAAAUGUCAAUGCUCAACCCUGCUUUCUUAGGAAAUCUCGGCACGAUGGACAUGCCGCUACCACCGCCACCCCCAAUUGGUUUCCCAUCCGGACGCAACAAUUCCGAAGAGCAGGCGAUAUCGUCCAUGCUGCUCAGUUGGUACAUGAGCGGUUACUACACCGGACUGUAUCAGGGAAUGAAGAGGGUGAAGGAAAACCGAAGAAACCCGUCAAAC
Messenger RNA from Iphiclides podalirius (scarce swallowtail), 765 nucleotides. The record is from the annotation of a GenBank genome assembly. NCBI's taxonomy places the organism in Eukaryota, Metazoa, Arthropoda, Insecta, Lepidoptera, Papilionidae.